AUGUCUCCUUUCUCCUUCAUGGCACAUCGCUGUUUGCUCUGCUGGGUGCUUGUGCUUUCGCUUCCGAUCCAGUCCAGGCUGUCGAGGUUGUUGCAAGACAACUGCGUGCGACCCAAGCAUCCAAUCUUGAACGCCUUAGGUGCCUUUCGUCACAAUCUAAGGGGAGCUGGCAGCGAAGAACGAUAUGAAGAUGUCUUGGCGGAAUUUGAGCAGAAGCUAGCGGAGCUCAAUGCACAAACCUGCGAUCCACAAGAGAAGAAGUUGAAGUCGAAGGAUGUGUUUCGAUCGUUUGAUCAGAAGAUGGGCAAGAAGAUCAUAGAAGACUUGAGAGAAGAACCCAACGAUCAGUUCAAACCAACAGCAGCAGAUCCUAUCGAAGCAUGCAUGCAGGACGCAGGAGAAGCUGAGAAUCCGAAUGUAGUCCGAAUCCCCAUGUUGGAAGAGGAGGAUUGGAACAACGUCCAACAAGUGCUGUACAACAGCAGCUACGACCCCUUCCAUAAGCCCCCUUCCGAGGCUCAGCAGGACUUUCUCAAUGAUCUAAUGAGGGAAAUGUGGGAAGAGAAGAAAGCUCUUCUGAGUGGGACAUUCAACAACGGGAUAACGGAGACUCACAGGAAGCAGCUGAAGGAAGGAAAGUUCCCCCCUUACAAGAGGGUCCCGGAGGAAGAGCUCCCUCCUGUCAUCGGAACCAACCCGCUGAUCUUGUACGUGAGGGCUGCGCGUCUGAAAGAGCUCGAGAUCAAUGGAGAUCCGCUGGAGGAGAUGAUUUCUUCAGCAGAGAGGUGCCUUGGGGGCGAUGGCUGUGGACGAUGCCGAUGGGUCAGCCGGAGGUUCCAACGCAGGAUCUCCAUGUCCGAGAAACUCUCCAGUUUCAACGAGACUUGGUGCGACUCGAGGGACGAUGCUGGGCUGUGCUCCAUCGAUCCCUCCACCGAUGACGACAUGCUGUCACAACACGAGGGCAUCGAAUUCCCACACUCCUCCAUCCUCGGAAGGGAACAGAAUGACCUGAGAUACUGGCUGCCGGCUGAGGAGGAGGACUGGCUGGCAGUCAAGCAUCCAGGUUUUUCAUGGGGUCUCGACUUUCCUGUUUCUCCCCUGGAGACAAGGGGCCCGAUCUCCUUGAGGAGGAACUUUCCAGCUGAGGAGGGAGACAUUCUAGUUCCCGAUAAGUACUCCCUUGCUGCUGGGCUGCGGGUAGCAGAGGAGACAAGUGCCAGGUUGCACGUCAGUGGGGACCGGAUAGCGAACCUGUACUCCUACAACGACAUGUACGAGCACCAGCUGCUGCAAGUGGGGGAGAGAGUCAAGGAGCCGGGAUACGACGACGAGGUGGUGGAUUGGGACAAGAGGAAAAAGAACCUUGGGAAAGUCUUUCGAGGGUUUGGGCGCAGCCUGCGGACUAGAAGAGUCUUCAAUGAAUUCGAUGAAGACAUAGGAUACCGUGAUGGGCCUAUCAUCCCCAAAGAAAACAAUACGAAGGUGAACAUUGCAGGUCCAGGAGGUUUGAGGAAGGACCCACGAUGGCCUGGUGGAACUUUUGGCCCUUACUCGGAUUACGUCAGCCCACUGCUGCGAAAUUUCGUCGGUCCCUGUGGAAGGACCGCUGAGGGAUGUCCUGUGGAGCUGAAGCCUCCGCCGGAUGAAGCGUUGGCAACGAUCAGGAUUGAGAGUGGGCCCUGGGUGAUCAACAGCUGCGAGGUGAUCGACUACGAGCUUGUUUGCUUCCAUGGAUUGAUGUCACAAGAUACUGCGAUCGAGAGGAGUGAUGAGUUCGAGGGGAUAGUUGGAUGCGACCGAGCGGAGGUUCACGUGGAGAAGUGUAAGAUGGAAGACUGUGGCUUCAACGGAGGGGGAGGGGCUUCCUUCGUCGGCGGAUCCUACGGAGAACUGGAAGGCUGCGAGUUCCAUUACACCAACUACGGGGUCGGUGUGGACGACUCUGCCCGAGCGAGAGUGAGGGAGUGUAAAUUCUUUAACAACAACUUCGAGGCGUUCUACUGCGGCCAGAACUCCAAGCAGGCUGAGAUGGUCCUGCUCAACAAUGAGAUCUAUGGGAGCAUGUGGUGGGAGCACGGAGACUGCUGGGAGCAAGAAAAGUUGCGAUGUCGGCCGGGAAAGUUGGAAGAGACAGGAAACGUCAUCCACCCGAGGCUGGAUCGCACCGUAGAGCAGGUUGCGGACAAGAGGAAUUUGAUCCCCAUCACCAGGGAGGAUGAUCCCUUACUCUACAAGAUGUUUCAAAUCAACGAGCUUCAAGUCGCUGAGAAGUUCAAGGAGCUUGUCAUUCGGUACGAGUCCCUGCGCACCAACAGUACAGAGGCCGGCAUCAACCUUGACGUACUGGAAUCCCGACCACGCAGGAAAGGAAAGAUCCGCAAGGGGUUGGCGGCAAAGUAA
Messenger RNA from Guillardia theta CCMP2712, 2403 nucleotides. RefSeq lists its product as hypothetical. The transcript is spliced from 23 exons. The record is from RefSeq and is a predicted model, not a curated record. Lineage: Eukaryota; Cryptophyceae; Pyrenomonadales; Geminigeraceae. Bases 1 to 2403 code for a protein of 800 amino acids.